Messenger RNA from Ambispora leptoticha, 1449 nucleotides. The record is from the annotation of a GenBank genome assembly. Lineage: Eukaryota; Fungi; Glomeromycota; Glomeromycetes; Archaeosporales; Ambisporaceae.
AUGAGUAAUAUUGAAGUGACAUUUAACGGAUUUAUUGAGACUACUCAAGAUACUUUGCUCAUAUUCGAAGCAUGUCGACGAGGAAUAUUGCCCAGAGUGAGUAGAAGGCUCCAGGAGAAAGAACGAAAGAUAGUGACAUCUGGAAGCGUGUUCGUAUUUGAUGAGCGAGAAUCAGGGAUCAAGCGUUGGACAGAUGGUCUUGUGUGGAGUCCUUCUCGAAUUCUAGGGAAUUUCUUGAUUUAUCGUGAAUUGGAUAAAAGAUCAGCUAGUGGUAGCAGAAAAGAUUCAACAUCUUCAUCGUCUUCACCAUCCUCUUCGUCGCCAUUGUCAAUCGAAAGACAACGAUCAGAAUCUGAUUCAGGCGAUAAUCUUCAUCAUCAUAUCAGUGCCGCUAACACAAGCAUAGAUAAGAAUCGAGAACGAGCGUUAGUCGGAAGUCUAACAAAUUCUUAUCGAUUUAAGAAGAAUGGAUUAAUCAAAAAAACAAUGUCAAUCGUAGUGAAUGGUGUCAGUCAACACAUGAUCAGUUAUUAUAAUAAAGAGGAUGUGUUGCGCUGCGCGUUGAAAACUCCAUCGCAGGAUCCUCAAUUAGCUGCACUUGAAAUAUCGCAGGAAUUUUUAUCUAAGCAAAAUUUCAGAAUAUAUCCAAUGAUUGAAGGAGGAUAUGAGCAGCAACAGUUACUACACCAAGAAGAACAAAUUUCAACCUCCAUCAUGCCACGUGGAAGUAUUUCAUCGUUAAGUCAUACCAAUAGCAACAAAUAUCAUUCUAACGCAAAUCGUAUAAAAACGGAGAUGGAAUUUAAUGGGAAUAACAAUGAGAUGAAUGGAUAUCGUGGAGGAUCAAAUAAUUCAUCAAGAUAUUCACAGCCUCAGCCGCAACCUCAACAACCAUUACAACAGUAUCGACAAUCAACUUAUCCUCCGCCCGUUUCUUCGAAUGAAUUUCCGCCAGUCACUUACACAUCACGCAUGUUGACCUCAUCUCCGCCUCCAAUGAUAUCAACAGCGAAUUCUCACCCUCAGCAUCAACACCAUUCUCAUCAAUUAAGCACCACAAUCGCAAUGAAUAAUGUACAUCCAAUGAGUCCGCCACAAUCUGAAAACCAAGAUAAUCUUUAUUAUGAAAGUAAUCCUUAUAAUGAUUUAACAUCACCGGAUUUAUAUAAUUCAUCGACUUCAAAUCAUCAUCAUCAUCCACCACCGGCACUUAGCAGUUCCAGUCCAUCACCUACUAUGCCACCAUCAUCACCCCAAAACUCUUAUGGUUCAAAUAAUGUACCAAUCACACCACCGCUAACCGCAGCAACACCGUAUAUAAAUGGCGGAGUGGCUAGCGGUACCGGAGCAUUAAAUAAUAAUAUGUUCAAUUCCCCAAUAACUUAUACAUCACUAGUAAAAAGUGAAGGAUACACGUCUAAUAAUUCAGCACUUGAUUACUAUUUUUAA